UUAUUCGUAUAGUCGACUCCGACCGACCAGUAUGUUGGAUUUGUUGGAUUUGUUGGAUUUGUUGGAUUUGUUUGAUACCAAGAGGGAAGAGUUUUGUACCAAGAUUCCGCAACAGGGCGCCAGCCAAGGACAUGAGGCUCGAUAUAAAUCAUUCCACAUCGAGAAACAGUCGCUGGUGAAGCUUGAACCAGGUCCAUAGCCUCGAAAAUCAUCGACAUGGUACCGGUCAUCUGUAUAACUUCACCCGAAGUCAAGCAGAGUUUUUUAUUGUCAUCUAAAACUGUGUUGAGAUUCUCAAUCCAUACUGCAUCGACAGGUCCGUCAAAGAUGAUCCAUUUUCUGGAUGAAUUUUCAUAAUUCGUACUGUAUUGCCGGAAUGCCACGGC
Cotesia congregata is the source of this 386-nucleotide messenger RNA. NCBI's taxonomy places the organism in Eukaryota, Metazoa, Arthropoda, Insecta, Hymenoptera, Braconidae. The record is from the annotation of a GenBank genome assembly.